Messenger RNA from Melospiza georgiana, 789 nucleotides. RefSeq names its product T-cell leukemia homeobox protein 2-like. The record is from RefSeq and is a predicted model, not a curated record. Gene Ontology annotation, molecular function: DNA-binding transcription factor activity, RNA polymerase II-specific; DNA binding. Lineage: Eukaryota; Metazoa; Chordata; Aves; Passeriformes; Passerellidae. Bases 1 to 789 code for a protein of 262 amino acids. The transcript is spliced from 5 exons. Gene Ontology annotation, biological process: regulation of DNA-templated transcription; central nervous system development; neuron differentiation.
AUGAAGGAGCUUGAGUGUAAGGAGGGUUUCCAAGGGAGCGUCGGUGGGGAGGAAGAGGUGUCUGUGGAAGCAAGGGUGUCGGUAGCGGUGUUGCUGGCGGCCAGCGGGGUGUGUGCAGCCCCCGCCGCCCCCCCGCCGCCGCUUUGCAUAGGAGCACGGCUGUCCCCGGCCCCCGCCCUCCAUAUAAGCGGCCGGGACGGCGGCGGCCGCACCGUCCCGGCCAUGCUGCAGAGCCCGGCGUGCCCCCGGCCCGGGCCGCCGCCCUCCAAGACCCCGUUCCACAUCGAAGCGCUGCUGGCCCGGGAGCCGCCGCGCCGCGGCCCCGCCGCCCCCGCUGUGCAGGGAGCUCUGCAGCGCAAUCACCUGGGCCUGGAGUCACGGUGGCUGGGCUUGGAAGGGAUUUUCAAGGACCUGCCCUGCAGUCUGGAAUUGUCUCACUGUGUGGGGACCACCCCGCUGGGUCCUGCUGGGCCUUGGAGGUCAGGGGGACCCUGCAAGAUGAAGAGAGUGCGCACGGUGUUCAAACCAGAGCAGCUGGAGAGGCUGGAGCAGGAGUUCCUCAAGCAGCAGUACAUGGUGGGCACAGAGAGGGUGGACCUGGCUGCAACUCUGCAUCUCACAGAGACCCAGGUCAAAGUGUGGUUCCAGAACCGGAGGAUCAAGUGGAGGAAGCAGAGCAUGGAGCAGAAGGCAGCAAAGCUGUCUCAGUUCGGGGUGAUCCAGCCUGCGAGCGCCGACUCCACUGACAGCAAGGAGCACGAGGAGGACCCCGUGGACGUGGAGCUUUGA